GCCCAAGUCAUUAUAUAACUUUAGCUGCCUGUGCUACCUGUGCUACCUGUGUUUAUAACAGAUGUUGAUUUUAAGCAGAUGUUUAAACCAGUCUGUUUCAUCUGUUUUUAAGGUAAAUAAGCAAUUUAUCGAAUUUUCCAACGAUUUUUCUUGUCUCUUUUUUGAGAAAAUUUCUUUCGUUUUUUUGAUAUAGCAUUUCCGUAGUUGAUUUUGGUGCUUAGGUUUUACCUUAGUAACUUAGGCUGAUUAUUCUUUUAAUUGUUACUUGCCAUCGAUAACCUUCUAACUCUUUAAGACAGUGCUCCACAAGCUUUUUCCAACCACGGCACACUAAAAUCAUUCCCAUAAUAUCGCGGCACACCUAGACAAUCCCCAGAGUACCGCAGCACGCUACAUUACUUCCUUGUUUAACCGAACAACCAAUGUUACAAAACCCAGAGCCAUUGGUUCUCUUUUCAACCGAACAACCAAUGUUACAAAAACCAGAGCCAUUUGUUCUCUUUUCAACCGAACAACCAAUGUUACAAAAACCAGAGCCAUUGGUUCUCUUUUCAACCGAACAACCAAUGUUGCAAAAACCAGAGACAUUGGUUCUCUUUUCAACCGAACAACAAAUGUUACAAAACCAGUAGACCUAACAAAGAUGGCGGAUUAAAAUUUAAAAAAAAAAAAUAAGUCUAAAACAUGCCAAUGGCUUCAUCUGUAAGUACAAAAUCUGCAUGAUAAAGUAGCUAAAUAACGUUUUCCCGCCUUUUUUUCGAUGAUAUUGACACACGCGAUCGUAAAUCAAUAAUUGUGAAAGCGACAGGCUGAAAGUGACACGACUUAAACACCAAUCAAUGCCUUACAUGACACUUUCUUUCUCAUAGAUCGGAGUCAGCUAUGGAAGCGCCCGUGCUUGCAAUACUUGGGAUUGUCCUGGGCAUUCUCAUCUCAUUACCAAAUGUGUCUUCGCUGCCAGGUAGGUUCUAACUUAGUUCUAAAUAUCCUGUUACUUCAUAAUUACAUGGUCCAGUCUUUUGUUUGGAUGCCCCGUUUAUUUAUCAGUCGUGCUUGCUGCCAAAGUUGAGGUAAUAUGAACGGUAAACAAAACAAAAACAACUAUAUUUUGAACUCGUUGAAUUCCAAAAAAUUCAUUAAAAAAAAAUUAUUUUUGUAAAGAGUUUAAACUUGAGUACAGAACACAUCAAACUUGAAUUAAGUCAAGUGAUCUCAGACUUUUCAGUGCUGCAAGUCCUUGAUAAUUUUUACCAAGUUGUGGCUACCCACAACUAGGAUAAUUCCUUUAUUUGAGAAUUCGAUUUUGAAAAGCAAAUGUAGAAGAGGGGUAUUAAAAGUAAUUGCUGCAAUCUAGUCACAGUGCUGAUGUGAUCUAGUCACAUUGCUGAUGUAAUCUAGUCACAGUGCUGAUGUAAUCUAGUCAUAAUGCUGAUGUAAUCUAGUCAACGUGCAGAUGUAAUCUAGUCACAGUGUCGCUGUAAUCUAGUCACAGUGCCUCUGUCAUCCAAUCACAGCGCUGACGUGAUCUAGUCACAAUGCUGAUGUGAUGUAGUAACAGUGCUUCUGUAAUCUAAUCACAGUACGGAUGUUAUCUAAUCACAUAACUGAUGUGAUGUGGUAACAUUAUUGAUGGAAUGUGGUCAAAUUGCUGAUAUGAUGUAGUCACAGUGAUAAUGUGAUGUAGUAACAGCAAUGAUGUGAUGUAGUCACAGCGAUGAUGUGAUGUAGUCACAGCGAUGAUGUGAUGUAGUCACAGCGAUAUGUGAUGUAGUCACAGUGCUGAUUUGAUGUAGUCACAGUGCUGAUUUGAUGUAGUCACAGUGCUGAUGUUAUGUAGUCACAAUGCCGAUGUGAUUUAGUCACAAUGUUGAUGUGAUGUAGUCACAGUGAUGUUGUGAUGUAGUCACAAUGAUGAUGUGAUGUAGUCUCAAUGUUGAUGUGAUGUAGUCACAAUGCUGAUGUGAUGUAUUCACAAAGCUGAUGUGAUGUAGUCACAAUGCUGAUGUGAUGUAGUCACAAUGCUGAUGUGAUGUAGUCACAAUGCUGAUGUGAUGUAGUCACAAUGCUGAUGUGAUGUAGUGACAGCGAUGAUGUGAUGUAGUCACAAUGCUGAUGUGAUGUAGUCACAAUGCUGAUGUGAUGUAGUCACAAUGCUGAUGUGAUGUAAUCACAAUGCUGAUGUGAUGUAGGCACAAUGCUGAUGUGAUGUAGUCACAAUGCUGAUGUGAUGUAGUCACAAUGCUGAUGUGAUGUGGUGACAAUGCUGAUGUGAUGUAGUCACAAUUCUGAUGUGAUGUAGUCACAGCGAUGAUGUGAUGUAGUCACAGAAUAUGUGAUGUAGUCACAAUGCUGAUGUGAUGUAGUCACAAUGCUGAUGUGAUGUAGUCACAAUGCUGAUGUGAUGAAGUCGCAAUGCUGAUGUGAUGUAGUCACAAUGCUGAUGUGAUGUAGGCACAAUGCUGAUGUGAUGCUGUCACAAUGCUGAUGUGAUGUAGUCACAAUGCUGAUGUGAUGUUGUCACAGUGAUGAUGUGAUUUAGUCACAGCGAUGAUGUGAUGUAGUCACAGAAAUAUGUGAUGUAGUCACAAUGCUGAUGUGAUGUAGUCACAAUGCUGAUGUGAUGUAGUCACAAUGCUGAUGUGAUGAAGUCACAAUGCUGAUGUGAUGUAGUCACAAUGCUGAUGUGAUGUAGGCACAAUGCUGAUGUGAUGCUGUCACAAUGCUGAUGUGAUGUAGUCACAAUGCUGAUGUGAUGUUGUCACAGUGAUGAUGUGAUUUAGUCACAAUGCUGAUGUGAUGUAGUAACAGUGCUGAUGUGAUGUAGUCACAUUGCUGAUGUGAUGUAGUCACAGUGCUGAUGUGAUGUUGUCACAGUGAUAAUGUAAUGUAGUCACAGCGAUGAUGUGAUGUAGUAAAAGUGUUGAUGUGAUCUAGUCAUAGCGAUGAUGUGAUGUAGUCACAGCGAUGAUGUUAUGUAGUCACAAUGGUGAUGUGAUGUAGGCACAGUUCUGAUGUGAUGUAGUCACAGCGCUGAUGUGUUGUAGUCACAGUGCUGAUGUGAUGUAGUCACAGUGAUAAUGUGAUAUAGUCACAGUGCUGAUAUGAUGUAGUCACAGUGCCGAUGUGAUGUAGUCACAGUGAUAAUGUGAUAUAGUCACAGUGCAGAUGUGAUGUAGUCACAGUGCCGAUGUGAUGUAGUCACAGUGCAGAUGUGAUUUAGUCACAGUGCUGUUGUGAUCUAGUCACAGUGCUGAUGUAAUCUAAUCACAGUGCUGAUGUAAUCUAAUCACAGUGCUUAUGUAAUCUUAUCAUAGUGCUGAUUUGAUCUAGUCACAAUGCUGAUGUUAUCUAUUAACAGUGCUGCUGUAAACUAUAGUCCAGGUGCUGAUUAAAUCUAUUGUCACAGUGCUGAUGUAAUCUAGUCACGGUUCUGCUGAAAACUAUAGUCAGAGAGCGGUUGUAAUCUUUUAGUCACAAUGCUCAUGUAAUCUAUAGUCACAGUGCUGAUGUCAGAAAUUCUUGACCUUCAUCCCCCCCCCCUUGAGCGUGACGUAAUAUGCGAAUGACCCCACCAUAUUUCUGUAGUUCACAGGCAACUGUGGAAUAUUCUUAAAUGAAACAUUAUCAUAAAUCAGCAUUUGUAAUAUAGUAAUCUUAUCCCCAACCAAAAUUUGAAAACUAUGGAAUUUGAAUUUAAACACUAAGUGUUGUUAAAGCACUGUUUCACGUAAUUUUGACGCUGACAAAUUUCGCUCAAGAAAGGACAGGUCCAUUUUCACAGGAGUGCGUGAAUAGCGAGCAUUUUGAUCUGAGGCAGUAGUGUCAAGACCGUUUUCAUCCGAUGUCAAUGGGAGAAACAGUAAGAAAAUAAUCUCUCUUCCAAAACCAGCUUGAUUUGGGUCGUUAAUGCGAUACCAGAGGAACUUCCAAAUGAAGUUGUAGACAUGCAAUCCAAAAUUCUUGUCAGACUGAUACGCAGAAUGAAAGCUUAUAGACUUAUAUUAGGGAAAAAGUGUGGGGGGGGGCGAGGGGUUAAUUUAGUCCUUUCAAAGCAUGUGCUGGUGAAUUCAAUUCAGCCACGGCACUCCGUACUUGUCUGAUAAAAAAUGUUUACAAAAUGUGAAAGGUAGUUACAGAGCAGACUUGUGCGUUAAACGUUUGCCAAUAUUUUUUUAAGAUUGUGAGCAUUAAUUAAUGUUAGUCUCAGUUUGUUUUAUAUUUUUAAAAAAAAUAUAUAUUUUAAAGCACCAGUUACGUGCGCCUUGCAGAUGUGAAAAGUAGAUUGGCAAUUCAAAUUGUUUUUGUUUUUUUUUUCAUUCACUAAUAUUUUAUUUGGAGUCUUAUUUAAAGUAAUGUAAUCCGGCUAUGUCAUAAAAACGUCUUGCUUCAUGUUGAAUUUCGAUAUGGGAAAAAUGUGCGUCUUAAAUGUUUUGAAAAUGCAUUUUAAUGAAAUAAACAUUCGAACAAUAAUUGGAUCACACAUGUAGGCCACCUUGAAUUUGCCACAAUCCAUCUGGCCCCCAGACCCCAACCAAAACUUCUAAACGGCACUUGUCCAACAAAAAAUGUGCCGAGCCCUGACCUAGGGGGUCGCGACCCACGUGUUGAGAACCACCGCUGGUGCUCGUUGUUGCCGAAUACAUAGUAUCGAUUGUACUCAGAAAACCUGUCAGAUAGACCACGCACGUGUUUUGGGGUUUCUUUUCAUAUAAUUUUUUUUACACAUUCCUCAAUCUAACACGUUUUCUAACAUAUUGUUAUUAAUUUUCAUGUUGCCAUUUUUUUAUUUCACCACGGUCGACCAGGUGAUUCCAGACGUGGCGGGAAAUGCCAACACAUCACCAGAUAUUUAGAAUCUCCCGACAACACUGAGAGACGACGUCAUCAGAGCAUUGACCCUGAAGAGGCUUCAGUGUUUCAUUCUCUACAAGACGGGGAAGAGCGCCGACGAUUCUUAAACUUUGUGAAAGACAGCCCUGUGUGCACGCAUUCCCACGAAGAAAACGAAGGGAGGAGGACGACCACCCCAUCCGGAGACGCCACGGCCCGCAUCAUCAUUGACCUUUCCAGGGAAUACUGUGCCCGACUCAAGAACAGUGGUGCUCGGAAUAUCCCAGUUUACUGUACGCAAACAAAUGGGUGACAAUCUUGAAUGGUCUCGAUGAAUGAACCAUCAAUUUUAGAAUGAAAGGAUUAGUUUAGAUUUUGAAAAGGUAAAGAUCAUGUCAUGGGUUCAAUUAUUUUUUUAUUUUUUAUCUUUUUAAUGUCGAAAUGGGGACAGUGGAACUCCACUAUAAUGAGAAUAAUGGGGCGCUCAAAUCUGAUCGAGAUAACAGCAUUGUGGAUUUUUUAAAUUAAGAAGAUACGUUUUAUCCAUGAAACCAAAGGGUGUUUAUAUUACGUUCGGGUGGUGAUCCAUGAGGUGUUGAAUUGGGACUAGUUUUAAUGGAUAUGUGAUCAUAUUGUCCAAGAAUAUGAAUAUAUGAAAAGUCGAUUUUCAAAAUGCAAUAUCUUCAUUUUUGGCGUUUUGAGAUAUCGACAUUUUAUGCUACACAAUGAUGGCUCAAAUUUUCGGAAAAUUAAAUGUUAAUUUAGGUAUAUAUUCAAAAUAAAAGAUAGAUUAUGAUGAAAAUUGAAAUGUAUGUUAAUUUAAAUGUAUUUAUUUACUUGUUUGAAUUUCUUAUUUUGUUUCAAAAUGCUGUGUAUCCAGCUGUAACUUAGCGACAAAAUGCUGUAUAUCCAUUUUGAACAUUAUUCCCAGUAGCAAAUAAUUCAAGUUGUUUAUAGAUUACAAACCACUUACAUGACAAAAUAAAAUUAAAUUGUGUCAUAUACAUGAUUUAAUUGUGUAUGAUUAAUGUUUUCAUUUAUAUAUUUUAACAGAACAGUAUUAUAAAUGCUGGAAAGUCACUUGUAAUAGUGUAAUGUUUAGAGUGCUAUAAGUUUGCAUGAUUUGUUUUUAUAAAUCUGAAUUCUAAACAAAAUUAAACAAGAUAAUGUUCAAUUCAAAAAUCAUUUUAUUUGAAUUUAGAACAACGACAAAAUAGAACAUAAUGAGGUGUCUGAUUCAGAGUGUGCAUCAUCUUCAAUAGCAGUUUGGUUGAUUCAGAGUGUGCAUCAUCUUCAACAGCAGUUUGGUUGAUUCAGAGUGUGCAUUAUCUUCAAUAGCAGUUUGGUUGAUUCAGAGUGUGCAUCAUCUUCAAUAGCAGUUUGGUUGAUUCAGAGUGUGCAUCAUCUUCAAUAGCAGUUUGGUUUUGUUCCAGGACAAGUUGAUGCUUAUUAUUUACAUUCAAAUCAGAGGGCAAAUAUUUCUGUCCUUGAGCUACCCUUUCUUCUGUCAUGGCUGGAUCUGCAUGUAAAAGAUUGAAUGUGUAGUAAAUAACACAGCUAAGUCUGUAAAGCAACUUUUUAUUUUCAUUUCCUUAACACUUCUGAUGUGUAGUAACCAUAACAAUAAUAAUAAUCAUGUACAAUGAAAUUUAGUGGUUUUUUAAUCAAUUUACCGGUAACUCACCUUGCAGAACCAUUUAUCGUGAUUACACGUCACCGAGGGAAUCUUUGGUCCGCUGGAAUGACGAAAUGAUUUGUCUUUUUCUCGUGUUGAGCUUUUUUUCUUUCUUUUUUUUGAGAUUUUAUUCUGCAAACAACUCGUUCAUGCAGGCCGUCGUUAUGCAACCAUGUUUGUUGUUGUUUCGCAUCGUGAUGUUUAGUGCGCAUGCGCAGAAUGCCGCAGAAUAGCUUGCCAAUCACACGGAUUGGUCCGAAAAUAUGUACAGCAUUUUGAUAAUAAAAAUAAAUACACACCGCGUUUUGAAAAUAAAAUCAUUUUUAGACAUAGAAUAAUAAAGUAUUAAAAUGUGUUUUGUAGAUAAACUUUAACUUUAACAUGUCCUAAAGGAACCUGGUUUGCUCUACAAGAGUGUACAGUUAUAUAUCUUUUUUUUUUUCAAAAUGGCGGAUACCCCGUUUUGAAAAUCGACUCUUCAUCUAGAUGUUUAGUUAUUUAGUGUUAUUUUUUUCCUCCCACUCACUGUUUUAUGUUUGAAUGAAUAUCUGAAUGGAAAUUUUAGGAGCCGUGCGACGACCACGUUAUAUCCGGAUAUGCAUAAUAACCGGUGUUCCUCUGUAUCUAGAGGCAGUGCCAUUUUCAGUAAUUUAAUCUGAUACAAUAACUCAUGGUAACGUACCAUAGCUCACAAACAGACACCUUGAAAAAAAAAAUUAUAAAACAUCUAAAUAUGAAAUUUUAAUGUCGCACUCAAAUGUUGUUGUU
Lymnaea stagnalis (great pond snail) is the source of this 7273-nucleotide messenger RNA. NCBI's taxonomy places the organism in Eukaryota, Metazoa, Mollusca, Gastropoda, Lymnaeidae. The record is from the annotation of a GenBank genome assembly.